This is a messenger RNA of Naegleria lovaniensis, 1308 nucleotides long. RefSeq lists its product as uncharacterized. The coding region runs from base 1 to 1308 and encodes 435 amino acids. The record is from RefSeq and is a predicted model, not a curated record. Gene Ontology annotation, cellular component: cytosol. Lineage: Eukaryota; Heterolobosea; Eutetramitea; Acrasida; Naegleriidae. Gene Ontology annotation, biological process: regulation of dephosphorylation; regulation of signal transduction. Gene Ontology annotation, molecular function: protein phosphatase 2A binding. The transcript has a single exon.
AUGUCCUCUUCAACGAGCAGUAGUAGUAGCGGCAACAACAUGAGUAGCUACUCAAGUGCAGACAAUUAUUUACACCUCCUUACAUCUGUAAAUCCAACCGAUUUCAUCUGCACAUCGGAACGUGCUUCUCAAAUUGUAAAAUUAUUUUCGGAACACUAUCUACCACUUCCCUUCUCCUCCAAUGAAGACAAGUCUGAUCUAACAGAAGAAACCACUCUAAUCCUGCUUGUUCCAUAUUUUAUUGGUUUGGCAACAUUACAAAUUAGGCAAGAACGAAGUCCUAAUCAACCCUUCGAUAUGGAAGCACACAAAAGGAUUCGGACUAUUCAACUGAAACAAGCCAAACAGCAAUUUAUCCAUUUUUUAAAUUUAGUGGUACAAUAUGAACAACUGAAUGAUGAAUAUUUAUCUUGGGUUCUUCCUUUCACAAUGCAUGAUGAUGACGAGGAGGAGUUACAACAAGUCAAGAAAAAACAAGACGAAUUUCAAAAAUUAAUGAGUGACAGAAAUCAAAUGAUACUGAGAAUGAAAUCAAAAACCUUUCUCGAGAAUAAUUUAUUUUUAAAUUGUGAAGCAUUAUCAGAUAUGGAAAUUUCAAAUUUAUUGACGGAGCAAACAGAUGAAAUCACCAAUGAACACAAGCAUCAAGUUUCUGAUAAAAUCAAAAAAAGAAUGCUUCCUAUCAGAGAAUACAUUCAAUUUUGCGUAUUGGACACUAUUGAACAGCUUUCAUCCAUCAACAGAGAAGAACAAAUGCUAGCGGCUACAUCACAGGCCCAACAACAACUUAACAGACCAUCACAACAAGUCAAUAGCAGUGGUAGUAGUGGAAUUUCACACCUUAAAGCAACUUCUAUCAAUGAUAUUUUGUCCAAUAGGUCACAACUUUCGCAAAUGGGGUACAACAUGGUACUUUUACCGAAUGCCUCAAGUGAUAAAGCCCAGAAGCAACACAAGCAAGGAAAUAAUUAUUUACAACGUACUGCCGCUUCAAAUUCGGCGUCACAAGGUGUGGCUAGCUCUGCAUUCAGCUCAUACAAUACACAAAGAACAAUCCGAGAGAACAUGAAGGAUAAGGUUUUCGGUAGCUAUGUUCCACCUCCAACCAUGUCCAUUGAAGAAUUCGCUAGACAAGAAAUGGAAGAGCUACAUCAAAGACAUGAACGAGAAAAACUGCAAGCUCAACAACAAACCAAAAAGAAGGAAGACGACGAAACAGAAGAGGAUGAAGAAGAGCUCAAGAAAAAGAGAGCAUGGGAUGACUGGAAAGAUGAUCAUGUCAAAGGAUCUGGUAAUAUGAGAGAUUAA